UCAAAACGCGAAAGCUGGCAACUCUGUUUGCCUUUAAAAAUACAAUUCUUGUUCCCGCGCGAGCAGAAUGCAUAUAGCGUGGUGCAGGCAGGCAUAAAAUAUAGAAGAAGAGAAAAAGGAUCAAAAAUGAAACUUGCUCGCACGCCAGUUGGGAUAUAGAAUAGAAAGUCCCAUUCCAAAGAGUAAAUACCCACAAACACUAACGAAUACCUGAAACACUACUACUAGAAAGCAAGCAGUACUCGGACACACACAUUUAUAAUCUACGGUUGUAUUGGUGUUCCAGGUAGAAUGUCUCUUCGCACAGUUGACGCUCAUCCUGCAAGACGCGCACAACGCAGGACAGCAAACAGGAUCGUCAAAAUGGAUCCACAUAUACUGCCUGCAAACGGGUCGAAUUUUAUAAAUGUGCGCGACGAUUCGCAUUGGAACGGCAGACCAGAUCAGCCGAUGCUGCUCACGGCAUGGACACAGACGACAAGCGAAGACUUUGGUCUGUUACGCACGCUUGCCAACGAUCCCCAUGUGGAGGCCGAGAAUCGUGCGCUGCGCGAAAAAGUGCGCUAUCUGGAGAGCAAGCUCCAGGAGCACACGGAUUUGCUUUCUCAAAUACAUGCGACAUCGGCGCGCAUGCAACAUGCCACGGCCACGGCUGCCUCGCCGCCCACGCACCAGCCACAGAUACUGACGCCGCCCAGCUCGGUGAUCUGUGCACCAACCUCGGCACAGCCGCAGCGCAGCGAGGUUAUUGACUAUAAGAUAAUAGCGUCCGCAGGCGCCGAUUGCAACGAUGCGGAUGCCAUUGAGAUACGCUUGGCCGCUGAGAGCUUGAACAGCCUGAGUACCUCUGCUGACUCGGAUCGUCUGGAGAUUUGCUUGGGCAACGAUGAGCAGCAACUGCAGCAGCAUCAGAUCAAACGCGAAGCCUCGACACCGCUGCAGCUGAUCAAGCGCCGCAAGUUGGAGCUACAAGAACACAACAUGGCUGCACCACAGACCCAGCCGCUGCAGCAGCAACAACUGCACAAUAUACAAUACAAGCUGCCAACGCGCAAAAGCAAUGGCAAUAACAACGGCAAGGCAUGCGCGGACGACUGGAAGCCGGAAAUCAAGGUGGGACAACAGAUAGCGGACAAUGUCAUGGUCUCCAUUGGGCCAAACAACACCUGUGUGCCAGCCAGUGUAUUUGAGAAUAUCAAUUGGUCCGUCUCCUCGUUGGCCACACGCAAAUUGUUGGUGGCGAUUUUCGAUCGCGAAACCCUAGCCACGCACUCGAUGACCGGGAAGCCAUCGCCGGCAUUCAAGGAUCAACAGAAGCCGCUGAAGCAAAUGCUCGAUCCGCUUAAGAUUCAGGACAUCAUAUUUGCGGUGACACACAAGUCGAAUGCUAGCGAAAAGGAGGUUCGCAAUGCGAUCACCACAAAAUGCGCUGAUGAAAACAAAAUGAUGAAAAUUCAGAAGGGCAAACGCUGCAGCAUCGGCGAUAAGGAGAAUAUGAUUUAGGGUCUAAGUUACU
Molecule: messenger RNA, 1516 nt
Organism: Drosophila hydei
Lineage: Eukaryota; Metazoa; Arthropoda; Insecta; Diptera; Drosophilidae
Product: protein insensitive
Exons: 3
Coding region: 292-1503 (403 amino acids)
Biological process (GO): negative regulation of Notch signaling pathway; positive regulation of neuron differentiation
Cellular component (GO): nucleus
Molecular function (GO): DNA binding; transcription corepressor activity
Source: RefSeq, a predicted model, not a curated record